Messenger RNA from Pelodiscus sinensis (Chinese soft-shelled turtle), 1080 nucleotides. It is a transcript of the gene STMN1, whose product is annotated as stathmin 1. NCBI's taxonomy places the organism in Eukaryota, Metazoa, Chordata, Testudines, Trionychidae. Gene Ontology annotation, biological process: microtubule depolymerization; regulation of microtubule polymerization or depolymerization; neuron projection development. The record is from RefSeq and is a predicted model, not a curated record. Gene Ontology annotation, molecular function: tubulin binding. Gene Ontology annotation, cellular component: neuron projection; cytoplasm.
AAGCCUCAGUGGAAGGAGCACUCCGCUCUUUCCCCCCGUGAUAUCCCGCCCCCGGGCAGGCUGGGCUGUGGCGCUUGGGGGACGUCAGCAAGGCAGGCUGCGUCCCUUGGACCAAAGCUACAAGCUGCUCUCUGUUCUGCUGCCGCUCGGCACUUGCAGGCAGGGUUCAACUGAUCCGAGUCUUCCUGGAGCACGUUUCUGGUGCCUACCUUCUUAGUCAUGGCUUCUUCUGAUAUUCAGGUGAAGGAGCUGGAAAAGCGUGCCUCUGGGCAGGCAUUUGAGCUGAUACUCAGUCCUCGUUCAAAAGAAGCAGUCCCAGAAUUUCCCCUCUCCCCUCCAAAGAAAAAGGAUCUUUCAUUGGAAGAAAUUAAGAAGAAGUUGGAAGCUGCAGAAGAGAGACGCAAGUCUCAUGAAGCAGAAGUCUUGAAGCAAUUAGCUGAGAAACGAGAGCAUGAAAAAGAAGUGCUUCAGAAAGCAAUUGAAGAAAAUAAUAACUUCAGCAAAAUGGCAGAAGAGAAGCUGACCCACAAAAUGGAAGCUAACAAAGAAAACAGAGAGGCACAAAUGGCUGCUAAACUGGAGCGCUUGAGGGAGAAAGACAAGCAUAUUGAAGAAGUACGGAAGAACAAAGAAGGCAAAGAACCUGGUGAGAAUGAAAGUGACUGACUUCAUUCUGGGAAAUAACUUUCUUCCCCUCCCCUAAAUAUCCAAAGACUGUAUUGGCCAGUGGGUUUUGUUGAAUUUCUAGAAAACUGAUGUAGAGCUGUAUAGUUAGAUCCAAACUGUACACUUGCUUUGGGGACUAAAGGGGAGAUCUUGCGUGUUUCACUUUUUUUCUAAAGUGGUUGUCUUUCCAGUGUAGCUAUCUUCUUGUUGCAUCCUUUUCUACUCCAGUGCACUUGCUACUGGGCUGAUGGCUAGUACUGUAUAAGCUCUGUAAGACAUGUUUGUGAAAGGAAUAUGUAGUAACAAUUCCAUGCUAAGUAUCUGUUACACUUCAAAAUCUGACUUUGUCCCAGUCUUAUAAGAUACUACUGUAACUGAGUGACUUAAUAAAGCUGCACAGUGCUAUUACCAUAA